CCUCCGGUGGUGGGGCACAGGAUCCCCGCCGAGCUGGGCAGGGGAAGCCUUGCGCAGGCGCCAGCGGCCGCCUCCCGAGCAGCUGCCCCGGGCAUGGCCAGGCGGGCUGCGCUGGGGGACGCGGCAGCGGCUGGGCGCAGAGGGCCGGGGAGGAGGCGCCGCGCUCCUGCCUUCUAGGCGCUCGCUCGCCCCCGGGGCCCGGCUGGGCAGCGCAGCGGCAGCAUGCGCCAGUCCCUGACUCAGCAGCGCUCCAGCGCCGUCCCCCUGCCUGACUCCGCGGGGUCAUUCAAUAGAAGAAAAAGAAAUUCCCUCUACGUAACUGUGACUCUCCUCAUUGUGUCAGUAUUAAUUCUUACGGUGGGCCUAGCUGCUACAACAAGAACCCAAAAUGUGACUGUUGGAGGUUAUUACCCUGGGGUUAUUCUUGGUUUUGGGUCAUUUCUUGGAAUAAUUGGAUCAAACUUGAUAGAAAACAAAAGACAAAUGCUAGUUGCAUCCAUUGUCUUCAUCAGUUUUGGAGUCAUUGCUGCGUUCUGCUGUGCCAUAGUCGAUGGUGUCUUUGCUGCCAGACACAUAGAUCUUAGGCCCCUGUACGCAGGCCGAUGUCAGUAUUAUUCCAAAAGUACGACUCCACCCGAGGGGAUCUGUAAUCCACAGCGCCGGGGACCUUGCACACCUAAAAUAAAAACCAACACCUGCUUCUGCUGUGACCUAUACAACUGUGGAAAAGUGGAAAUUUCUGGUGGGUACUAUGAAUAUAUUGAUGUCAGCAGCUGCCAGGAUAUCAUUCACCUUUACCACUUGCUCUGGUCAGCGACAAUUUUGAACAUAGUUGGAUUGUUUCUAGGGAUCAUCACAGCUGCAAUCCUUGGAGGCUUUAAAGACAUGACUCCCUCCCUGCCUACACUGAACUGUACAGUUGAAAACGCACAUCCCUCAGUGUCCUAUUACUCAAGGCCACAGGUGACUUCUUACAACACUUACUACCACAGCACUCCUCAUCUGCCACCAUACUCAGCGUAUGACUUCCAGCAUUCCAGUGUGUUUCCAGCCUCCACUCCUUCUGGACUUUCAGACGAUCCCCAGUCAAUGUCACCAUCUCCAAGCUACAUGUGGUCCUCCAGUGCUCCUCCUCGCUAUUCCCCGCCGUAUUUUCCUCCUUUUGAAAAGCCACCCCCUUAUACACCGUAAAGAAAAAAUGUGCUCUUGAAAUAAGUGUGAACAUUUUGUAUUUAUAUUUUAUUGGGGUGGGAGGGAGAGAACAUUACAGACGACACUAUCAGAUACUGGAUUCUGGUCAUUCUUGCAAGACUUAUGUAGAGGUUUAACUACUGUGUGUAGAGCAAGGAUAAUUUCAUUGAAGCUUACUAGCGUCAGUGACUAGCGGGUGACCUAAAUUCAGGCCUGUUUUACAAUAUGAUUCACAGUAGUCCUUGAUUUUUAAGAGGUGCUACCUGGUCAGACUAUUGAUCGCAGUCUGCCAUGCUUCAUCUUGAGCUGAGCAGUCACGUGGAUAAAUACGGAGUGGGGUUAGCCAGAACCAGUAGUUACGCCAGCCUACUCUUUUGCUCUAAAGGUGAGGGUGCUUGCAAAUCAGCUCGGAUGUUAAUUUUGUUUGGCCUUUUGCUUCCUACUGUCAGGACAUUGCUGGGCUGUGGAAUGUAGUUCACAUCUUUCAUUGCUUAUGGUCUACGUCCUUAUUAAAGGAAAAUCCAAAGAA
Chelonia mydas (Green sea turtle) is the source of this 1720-nucleotide messenger RNA. RefSeq names its product transmembrane protein 255A (gene TMEM255A). The record is from RefSeq and is a predicted model, not a curated record. The transcript is spliced from 9 exons. NCBI's taxonomy places the organism in Eukaryota, Metazoa, Chordata, Testudines, Cheloniidae. Bases 223 to 1191 code for a protein of 322 amino acids.